ACCAUCUUCCUUCAGCCUCCUCAACCAUUUCAAUUCCUAACAAUGGGCUGUUGCAUUAGCAAAUGCAAACCCAAGAAGCUUCCCAUUCCAGAUUUCAAACAUGUUCAAGUUCAAGACAAGCUUGUUAUCUCUCAAGCUCCAAAAUUAACCAUUAGAACUCCUAUCAUUCCUCCUUCUAACAAAAUAUCACCAAUAUCUCCUCCUUCUCCUACCACUUCUUCAUCUUCUUUUUCUUCUUUCACUUGUACUAGCAAUUCAAACACUUCUGUUUCCUCUUCGCUUUCCACUGGAUCUUCCUCCAUCUUGACCCCAAAAGAUCGAUCUUUCUCUAAUGAGUUUUUGUGGUCUUGCGUUAAGGAAAACCCCCACGUAAUCCGUAUCAAUUCAAUCAAGGAAUACUCUCAGUUGCUUGUUCCUCCUAAUGUAUAUGCUCAAAAGUUGGAGUCUCCUGUGUCUGCAGCAUCGAAGCAGCCAAUCCUUCAACGGGUGCAUGGAUCAUCUACACCCCAGAAAAGAGUUCGUUCAAAUUCACCAACUCCAUUAAAUAGGCAAAAGAGCUUUCGCAGAGAAUCGGAGAGAAUUAACUCUUCAUAUUACCCACCAGUUAGAGCUCUGAGGUCACCAUCUCCGAGCAGGCGAUUCAAUGGAGAGAGUGGCAGGGGAGUUUCGACGGGCACGCCAAAGGAAAAUAUUUCAAAACGCACGGUUGCUUCCAAGGUAAAUGCAGCAGCUAAUUCUGUUUCUUCAUCUCUGAGAAAGGAGAAUUUGAGACAAAUGAGUCCGUAUAUCAACUCAAAUCAUCAUCUUGGUUCUCGUUUGAAGAACAGAGAGACUUGCAUUCAUCGCAUAAGUUCUAAAAUAGAUGAAGUUGCAGUUGAAGAAGCGCUAGCUAGCCAUGACAGUGACGCUCCCAUGGAGGAUAUUGAUAAUCCUCUUAUUUCGUUGGAUUGUUUCAUAUUUCUGUAAAAAAGAGAAAGCGUGCAUGCAUUUUUAAUAGGUUGUGUUGUGCAUAUACAUAUAAUUAAGAUUUUUGGUUCUUGGGUUUUUCUUCA
Messenger RNA from Manihot esculenta (cassava), 1052 nucleotides. RefSeq names its product myb-like protein U. The transcript has a single exon. The record is from RefSeq and is a predicted model, not a curated record. Bases 43 to 966 code for a protein of 307 amino acids. NCBI's taxonomy places the organism in Eukaryota, Viridiplantae, Streptophyta, Magnoliopsida, Malpighiales, Euphorbiaceae.